AUGUCCUCCGUGCAGGUGAAGCCAACGCUAAAGUACCGCAGAGUUGGAAGCUACUACACGGCAACCCACUUUCCGGACGAGAUUCUUCGGGAGGCGCUCUCCUACAAACACCAGCCGGAAGACGUCUUCAUCGUCACGUACCCGAAAUGCGGCACGACUUGGAUGCAGUGCAUCCUCUACCAGAUCUACACCAACGGUGAACCCGUGGAGUCCAUCGAGGAUUUCGUGACCAGAAUGCCCUUUCUGGAGAGGAUGGGUGUAGAAGGUCUUGCCGACCUGCCUCGGCCAGGCAGCGCCAUCAAAACCCACAUGCUGUACGACCAGGACCGCGUCUCCAAGCAGGCCAAGUACAUUUACGUCGCUCGGAACCCGUACGACUGUUGCGUGUCCUUCUACAACCACUACAAGCUCUUCCCGCUCUACCAGUUCGAAGACGGAACGUUUGACCAGUUCUUCGAGCAGUUCAUGCGUGGCGAAGUGGAAUUCGGCGACUACUUCGACCAUCUCCUCUCCUGGUACCCUCAUCGGGACGAACCCAACGUCCUGUUCAUGACUUACGAAGACCUGAAGCAGGACACCCGGUUUUGGGUGCAGAAGCUUGCCGACUUCUUGGGGAGUCGGUACGGAGAUAACUUGCGGCAGGAUCCCGAUGCCAUGGAGAGGAUCCUUGACGCGACCAGUGUGGCCAACGUGCGGGAGUUGUUUCGGCGCGAGAGAGACCAUCAGAGACAGGUGACGACGAAGAUACCCGUCGAUGAGAUGCCCAGGUGGGCUGCCCUCUUCCAGGAGGCAGCGGGGGAUUUAUUGAAAAAGCCGCACGCCGGGGAGUUUGUGCGCAAAGGGAUGGUCGGUGACUGGAAAAACUACUUCAAGCCCGAGCAACGCGAAAGAAUGAAGCGUAAGGCGAGGGAAAGAUGCAACGGGAUUAACGCCAUGGAACUGUGGAAGCAUUUAGGCAUCUGUUGAGUAGUUCCUUUGUCAUUCACUCCGCCCACAAAUGUGAGGAAUUUAUUCAUUUGUACUUUGUUGGAUGGGCGAUUUGGUGGCAGUGCCGCCAUGGUAGCAUUGCCGACGCGUUCUGUGUUGUUAGUUGUUAAAAUCAGAAAUCCACUGCUUUCAGUUUUUAUUAUUAUUAUAAUUUUUUUUUUACAUUACUGCAAUUUCUUUUCAUUCUACACAAGACCUACAAAUUGUAUUUUGUUAUC
This is a messenger RNA of Ixodes scapularis (black-legged tick), 1205 nucleotides long. Its product is annotated as sulfotransferase ssu-1. Gene Ontology annotation, biological process: sulfation. The transcript has a single exon. Bases 1 to 966 code for a protein of 321 amino acids. The record is from RefSeq and is a predicted model, not a curated record. Gene Ontology annotation, cellular component: cytoplasm. Gene Ontology annotation, molecular function: sulfotransferase activity. NCBI's taxonomy places the organism in Eukaryota, Metazoa, Arthropoda, Arachnida, Ixodida, Ixodidae.